UACUGUAAACGGCAGAUGACAUAAUAAGGACCCGACAUGUUCUUGGGAGUUUACAUUUAGUGGUUGCAAACUGGGGGCAGUGCAGGCAGGAAUGAGUCUCUGAGUGUGCUGCAAUUAAAGUCUAUUCUGCAUCUAACAGAACUUUCUGGAUAUAUAUUUCCUAGACAUCACUUGAUAACCCCUGGGGUUUAUUGCAGCACUCUUGCAGUCUUUUCACAAGGGAAAUACACUCAUGUGUAUUCCGUCCAGGCAUGAUGGACCAACAAGAAGUUUAUCUAUUCACGGAUAAUGGACAAAGACAGGAACCAGGUGACUGACAGAAUAUUAAACCUCACCCUGGAAAUCAUCUACCUGCUGACUGGAGAGGAUUAUGUACCUUUGAAGAAGCUCAGUGAACAUGUGGCACCCAGCGGCAGCCCCCAAAUGUCAGAAGCAUUGACCACAUCCAAGAUUCCCAUAACAGAGAGUCCACCUCACGCACACGACAGAAGCAAUGACCGAAGAAUCCUGGAACUCACCAACAAGAUCAUUCAGCUGCUCACUGGAGAGGUUCCUAUAAGGUGUCAGGAUGUCACUGUCUAUUUCUCCAAGGAGGAGUGGGAGUAUUUAGAGGAACACGAGGAUCUCUACAAGGAAGCCAUGAUGGAGAAUCAUCGCCCCCACACAUCGUUAGAUAAACUGAAGGGCAAAAAUUUCCCCAGCACUUAUCAGCCCAAUUUCCAGGCAGCAGACCGUGUAGCAGAAAAUAAAAAUGGCGGCAGGUCCAAUCCAAGAUCAGAAUGCCUGAAGAUAUACAAGCCGCCCGAGCGGCCUGACAGAUCUGAGAGUGAUGAAUCCUCAGACUCGGAGGAUUCCUCUUCUGGUGAAGAGGAAGAUCUCCCAGACACCGACCUUUACAUACACACACAAUAUACAGCUACUGAUGCCCAAACCGAUGACGAUUCUGACUCCAGCGACGAGGAUGUCAUCUAUAUAUCCACACAACAUACUGAGACAAAACACCCACCUUUAUACAGAAGAGAGAUCCCAGUGCCGCGUCCAGUGGGAAAUCGACUACACUUCUACAACCCCAGGGCUCUGGGCUACAGGCCUACUCCUAUCAGACAGGUUGCUAAGGCUAACAUCAACACCCAAAAAAUAAACAACAUGUUAAUAAAGUAUGGCGAGCUCAACCGGAGAGUUAAUGUGAAGCCUAAUGUGAAGCCCACUCCCCCACCUCGCCAGACAUUACAGACGACCCGGAAGUUGUACAACUGCUCCGAGUGCCCGAGGUAUUUCGCUAGUAAUGCGGAAAUGAUGAGACAUCUGAGGCUCCACAGGAGAAAAAAGCUGACCUGCUCGGACUGCGGGAAAUUGUUUCCUUACAAGUCCCAUCUGGUCAGGCACCAGAGCGUGCACACCGGGGAGAAAGCGUUUGUGUGCUCGGAGUGUGGAGAAAACUUUCUCUGCAAGUCUCACUUGGUCACACACCUCAGAACUCACACCAGAGAGAAGCCCCUGGUCUGCCAGGACUGCGGCAAGCACUUCUCUUGUAACUCCGCGCUUGUUACCCAUCGGAGGAUUCACACGGGAGAGAAACCUUUCAUCUGUCCCAUUUGCGGGAAGGCUUUUGCCCAGAGCUCCAACUUGCUCUCACACCAGCGAGGUCACACCGGCGUGAAGAAAUUUAUCUGCCGCGAGUGCGGCAAGAGCUUCGCGCAGAAGAAUGAUUUGAGUAGACACUUGAAAAUCCAUAGAGGUCAGAUUGCUUUUCCACAUAUGUAGAACAUUUUUUUUCUUUCAAAAUAAAAGCUUGUUACCCUUU
This is a messenger RNA of Pseudophryne corroboree (corroboree frog), 1804 nucleotides long. RefSeq names its product gastrula zinc finger protein XlCGF53.1-like. Gene Ontology annotation, cellular component: nucleoplasm. The transcript is spliced from 6 exons. Gene Ontology annotation, molecular function: DNA-binding transcription repressor activity, RNA polymerase II-specific; RNA polymerase II cis-regulatory region sequence-specific DNA binding. Lineage: Eukaryota; Metazoa; Chordata; Amphibia; Anura; Myobatrachidae. Bases 289 to 1764 code for a protein of 491 amino acids. Gene Ontology annotation, biological process: regulation of transcription by RNA polymerase II. The record is from RefSeq and is a predicted model, not a curated record.